Marmota monax (woodchuck) is the source of this 13050-nucleotide messenger RNA. RefSeq names its product transmembrane protein 267 (gene Tmem267). Bases 8223 to 8873 code for a protein of 216 amino acids. Lineage: Eukaryota; Metazoa; Chordata; Mammalia; Rodentia; Sciuridae. The transcript has 5 exons. The record is from RefSeq and is a predicted model, not a curated record.
AUAGCUGCUGCUACUGGUCGGACGGGAGGGGUCGGAAUGGACGCGAAACUGCGCAGUGAGGGAAGCCAGAGGCUGGGCCCGUCCGACGCUGAAACCUGGCAGGUCCUGGUUGAAGGAGCGGGGAGGGCAGGCACUCCGGGUUUGCCUGACCACGGGCCGGCGCUGUCUGGUGGCCCAGUGGUCUGCGCUUCGGCACCUUCUGGAUCCCGUAGACACCCAACCUUUCCAGGACUCUGCGCCCUUGGCGUUGGCCUGGCCCUGGGCAGGGUGCGGGAGUCUUGCAGAAGGAGCCCACCACCUUCCUUAACAGGUAGAAGAGACCUUCGAGCCCUGGGUUCAGUGAUGUUUGAUAUGGUUCCUUCCAAGAGACCCCAGGACUUCCUAUCCCAUUUUUUAAAUUGACAUUCUAAAAAUCAUUGCAUCACACCAACCUCAGAAAAACAUGACUGGGAAUUUGCUGAACAUGUUGAAAUUAAGAACUGUAAGUUUUAUUUGUAGCUAUCAUAGAAACUAAAAAUUUUAUGUGCCGAGAUCUCAUGGCUAUAAAGUUUCAGUAAAUGUGAGCAAGAUUUCUGCUUUCUCCCUUUAUGUGCAUUAGAUUUGGCACCUGCUUUUGGUGUUUUAGCAUUAAAGAAAUGAAGUUUCACAGCAACUGCAGGUUAGUGAAGAGGACUUAUUUGUAAAGCGUGAUAAAGGAAGUUUUUUGGAUAUUUGACUACUUUUACCUUUUGUAAAUUUAUGAUAUUGGUGGGACUCAGGAAGAUUGAAUCAGAAGAUGAGAUUUACUUUGAAAUUUUUUCUUAUUUUUUUGGGCAGAAAUAAUGUUUAGGAGAUGAGUAGCAAACAAAACACGAUAGCAUAUACUUCAAGAGACCAACUAAUUAUGUGUUUGUAGAGUUAAGUGGGGGAGGGGGGGUUACUAUUCUGUCCUUUGAAUGCCCAGUAGUUAAUGGCAUUUGCUGUAAUGGGACUGUUGUUGGGCCACUGGAGAAAGUGUCUUCUGCAAGUUACAGAGAAGAAUUUAUGGUAUGGGUGUCUGGCUAUUGUGGUAAAGAGGUCAAUCUAAAUAUCUUUGUAGGCAGAGGAUUAAUUGGGGAUGUAGCUCAAUGGUAGAGCGCUUACCUGGUAGGCAUCAGCCCCUGGGUUCAAUUCCCCAGCACCACAUUCACACCCUGUUGCAGAAAUCUGGAAGGAAUACUCACAACCUAAAGAUUGCUUAUGUGUUCACCUCUUGUAUUAUCAUAAUGAAACAUUUGUUCAACAACUUAAGCACAUCAGAUUUUAUGCAUGACAAGUUUAAAAGAAAAUUAUAAUUGUUGCUCUUCAGGAACAUUCCCAGAAAAAGUGAAGGAGUAAAAUAAACAUAAAGCUUCGAAGUUUAGGAAGUUCAGGGGUUCAUUUUAUUUGUAGUGGGAUGAAUAGGAAGUGGAAAUGAAAGAAAAGGGAUUAAGAAAAAUGAGCACACUUAGGUUCUAUAUUAGUUUAUUUUUCUUUGCUGUAACAAAAUCCUUCAGGUAGCUAACUUUAGGAAGAAAAGAGAUUUAUUUUACUUACAGUUUCAGAGGUUCAAGAAUUUGGUGUCUGUUAACUACUCAGUUCUGGUGAGAGGCCUCUUGGCUGCAUCCAUUCCUGGCAGAUGCAGCACCGAGCAGGAGCUAGCAAUCAGGAUAUAGGAAGCCAGAGAGCUGGGGUAGGGCCAGCUGAGGUUUUUUUUAACAACCCUUUCAGGGAAACUACCAAAGAUUCUAUAAGAACUACUUUAAUCCCUUUCAAGAGCUGGGCCUGCAGACACCUAAGGAUCCCCAUGAGGUUCCCAUCUCUUAAAGAUCCAACCACCUCCUAAUAUCCUCACCUUGGGAAUCACCUCCCAAUACAUCAGCCUUUGGGGAACGUUCAACCCUUUAUAGACUGUAGCAAUGUUCUAACCAGAAACAAUAAAUAGAGGAAUUAUAAUAAUUACAUUCAGCUUUCUCAUAUUUAGAAUCUAAGCCAAAGAUGUUAAAUAUAUGCACCAAUAGUGGAGUGGAAUAGUUGCCAGAAAUGUGUGUUCCUGGAACAGGUCUAUCUUAAAAACAGACUGUUCUGGGGACCUGUAUUUCAUCUCAUUCUUUCUAUGAAUCAGGACUUAGAAAGACUGUUGGGUCUCCUGAAGUUGUCCUCUUAUUGGUGGUGGGGACUGUAAGCCUCUGAGGGCUUGACAGGCUGAGGGAUCUGCUUCCAAGGUCACUCAGGAGCUUCUUAUCCCCCUAUCAUCAAGCAAUCUAUUUUAUACUUUCCAGUUAUAAAACACAUUUUUACUGCCCUAUUUGUGUAUAUAGUCCUAGUCAUAAAUUUUGACACGGUUAUUUGUAAUCAGUAAGUUUUCCUAUUUACCAUCACUUUAAAUUUGCAUCUUUUAAAUAUAUGAAGUAAUUGAUUUUUACUUGUGACUAUUGUUAGCUGUCCAUUCCUUUUAAAAUCUGAACUAAUGAAAAAUCCAGGGUAAUAGUUAAAUAUUGUGCUCGUAAAAAAUAGUUUCAUGAGUGAAAGAAGAUGCAAUACAGUGGAUUAUAGAGACAUAAUGAAUUUUCAGUUAAGUAGAUAUUAACCUUUUAUUUUUGUCUGCCUUCUGGGGUGAGACUACAGGUUCUUGAAAGAGGUAUUAUUCCUGCAGCUGCUGUGACUCUGUGGCUUGGCCAUUAAUUCAAACUUUCUGUGUCUCAGUUCCCAUCCAUCUAAGUGAACAAUAGCAUUUAUCUUUGGUUCAAGGGGAUAUUUUUAUAAAUUUUAUAUGCUUUAAAUCUUUAAACACAUUAACUUCUUUAUCCAUUGAAGGGUCAAAUGUUUCUUUUUUUUUAAUUUUUUAUUGUUGGUUGUUCAAAACAUUAUAAAUUUCUUGACAUAUCAUAUUCCACACUUUGAUUCAAGUGGGUUAUGAACUCCCACCUUCACCCCAUACACAGAUUGCAGAAUCACAUCAGUUACACAUCCAUUGAUUUACAUAUUGCCAUACUAGUGUCUGUUGUGCAAAUGUUUCUUUAUUUUCUAAAGUAGAUACAAUGAUUAACAAUCAUAAUUUUGGGCAUUAUACAUCCUGAGGUUUAUAGAAGGGAUUCGCAAUCUUUUAAUGGAAGUACCUUUUACAUUUUGUUCAUAUGUUUUAGUUGAAAGUACCAGAAGAAUCUAUAAAAUAUAACCCAAUUUUAGUGCUUUAGAAAAUAUUUUUUUAUUGUUGUAAAUAACUAAGAAUUUAAGGAUUGUUGUAGGCUCCAUUAUCAUUAAUAAAAUAGUUUUUCUCUGCAUAAGGAACCUAAGUUUAUUUCAUGCAAAGAUAUAGAAGUCUUAGUACAGACUUUUUUUUUUUUUUUUUGGUGGGGGGUACUGGGUAUUGAACCCAGGGAUGCUUAACCACUGAACCACAUCCCUAGUUCUUUUUUGUAUUUGAUUUAAGGAUAGGGUCUUGCUGAGUUGCUUAGGGCCUUCUUAAGUUGCUGAGGCUGACUUUGAACUUGUAAUCUUCCUGCCUCAGCCUCGUGAGCCACUGGAUUGCAGGUAUGGGCCACUGCUCCCUGCAGUGCAGAUUUUUUAUGUAUCAACUAAUAUUCAACAAUGAACAAGUUUUUUAUAUUGUACGAAGCCGGGUUCAGUGGUACAUGCCUAUAAUCCCAGCAGUUCGAGAGGCUGAGGCAGGAGGAUUGUGGGUUCAAAGCCAGCCUCAGCAACAAUGAGGCACUGAACAACUCAGUGAGACCCUGUCUUUAAGUCAAAUACAAAAUAGGCCUAAAGAUAUGGGUCAGUAGUCGAGUGCCCCCUAAGUUCAAUUCCCAGUCCCCACCUCCACCAAAUUUUUAACUUAUGAGAUUGUACAUAGUUUUUUGUUUUUUUUUUUUUUUUUACUUUAUGAUGGAACUUUAUUUCAUUUAUUUAUAUCGAACCAGUGCUUCACACAUGCUAGGCAGGUGCUCUACCACUGAGCUACAACUCCAGCUCUGUACAUAGUUUUAUUAUUAUGACUAAUAUUAUAUAUUUUACUCUUUUUAUUAGUACAUAUUUACAAUGUCAUAAAUAUAUUUCAAUUUUUUAUUAUACUUUUAAGAGGCUGACUUUCUGGCUUUAAGUUUUUAAAAUAGCUUUACUAGUUUUAUGGCUAUAAUAGUAAGACAUUGAAAAUUUUUAGAAAAUAAAAAAAGGAAAAAAUUAUCAUAUUUGUGAUCCCAUCACUGAGAAACAAACCAAAUGAACAACAUCCUGAUUUUAGUACAUCUAAGUGCUAUAGUUUGGAUCAGGAGUGUUCCCAAAAACCAUCUAUUAAAGGCUUGGUUGCCAGCCUGUGAGCCUUUUGAGAGAUGGUGAGAACCUUUAGGAAAUGGGACCUAUUAGAGGGAAGUUAGGUCAUUGGGAGGAGUUUGUUUGAAGGUGAUACUGGGACCCUGGCCCCUUCCUCCUCUUUUUUUUUGCUUACUGACUACCAGGAGGUAAAUAAGCCUCCUCCACUGUGUACUACCACCACAGUGUCCUUUGCUGCCACAGGCCAAAAGCAACAGGGCCAAAUGACUGUGGACUGAAACCAUGAGCCAAAAUAAACUUUCUUUUUAUUAAGUUGAUUUUCUCAGGUAGUUUGUUGUAAUGUUGAAAAGCUAAUAUAAUAUGUAUGUAUUUAAAAAUAAAACUAAUAUUUUAUCUACUAUUUUAUAGGCUGUCUUUUAAAAUGUAAUAUCUAUUACCCAUUUUUCUAUGUACACAAAUAUGGGCAUAAGGGUUUUUUUUGAUGUUGUUGGUUUGUUCUUUCUUUUUAUCUUUUUCUUUCUUUGCACUGGGAAUUGAACUCAGGGAUGUUUUACCACCGAGCAACACCCCCAGCCCAUUUUAUUUUAUUUAUUUUGAGACAGGGUUUUGCUAAGUUGCUGAGGCUUUCCUCAAACUUGCCAUCCUUUUGCCUUAGUCUUUGAGUUGCUGGGAUUACCAGUGUGCACUACUGUGCCUGGUGGGAAUAAGUAUUAUUUUUAAAAAUUUUUAUACCUUUAUUUAAUUUAUUUAUUUUUAUGUGGUGCUGAGGAUUAAACCCAGGGCCUCUCAUGUGCAAGGCGAGCACUCUACUGCUGAGUCAUAACCCCAGCACCAAAGGAAUAAGUAUUUUUUUAAUAGCUUUAAUAUGUGGAAUUUAUUCAGAAGUUAUGUAUUUUGGAAAUGUAUAUUGUUUUUAACUUUUCCUGCAAACAAUACUAUGUUUAACUUCUUUGUAUAGCUCUUUGCAUUAAUCUAAUUUUUUUUAUGACAAAGACCUAGAAUUGGAAAUGCUAAGUCAAAAGUGUUUGCUCGUUUUUAUUGGUUUUUGAUAUGUAAUCAAAUCAUCUACUAGAAGGGAUUUUUUUUAAAUAAUUUUUUAGUUGUAGAUGGACACAAUACCUUUAUUUUAUUCGUUUAUCUAUAUGUGGUGCUGAGGAUCGAACCCAGGGCCUCACACGUGUGAGGCAAGUGCUUCACCACUGAGCCACAACCCCGAAUAUAUAUUCUUGCUAGUAAUCUGUGAGAGUGAUCAUUUCCUCCACUACUACCAAAACAAGAGUAUUAGUAAUCUUUUGUCAAUUUUAUGUUGACAGAUUUUAUGUUGAAUCACAUUAAGAUGAAGGUGAAAUAUUUUGAUUUUUUUUUUACUUUUUGUAUUUCUUAUUUUUCUAAAUUGCCUGUUUAUAUACAUAGCCCAUGGUAUUAUUUAGAUACUUAUUUUUCUUACAUGAAAUCCAUGGGACAAAAUGUAGCCUGCAUCAGCCUCUCACCAACUUCAGGGUUUUUUUUUUAAGAGUCAUUUAUUUUAUUUUUAAAAAUUAAUUAAUUAAUUUUAAUUAGGUAUAUAUGACAGCAGAAUACAUUUUGAUUCAUUGUAUACAAUUGCAGCACAACUUUCAUUUCUUUGGUUGUAUGCAGUAUAGCGUUGCACCAUAAUUUGCAGUCCUACAUGUACCUAGGGUAAUGAUGUCCAUCUCAUUCCACCAUCUUUCCUGCCCCCAUGUCCCAAUCCCUCCCCUUUGCUCAAUCAAAGUUCCUCCAUUUUCCCCAAUCCCCCCCACAUUAUGGAUCAGCAUCCAUUUAUCAGAGAGAACAUUCAGCCUUUGGUUUUUUGGAAUUGGCUUACUUCGCUUAGCAUGAUAUUCUCCAACUCCAUCCAUUUACCUGCAGAUGUCAUAAUUUUAUUCUCCUUUAAUGCUGAGUAAUAUUCCAUUGUGUUUAUAUGCCACAGUUUCUUUACCCAUUCGUCUGUUGAAGGGCAUCUAGGUUGGUUCCACAGUUUUGCUAUUAUGAAUUGAGCUGCUAUAAACAUUGAUGUGACUGCAUCACUAUAGUAUGCUGAUUUUAAGUCCUUUGGGUAUAGAUCCAGGAGUGGGAUAGCUGGGUCAAAUGUGGUUCUAUUGCAAGUUUAUAAAGAAUCUCCAUAGUGCUUUCCAGAUUGGUUGCACCAAUUUGCAGUCCCACCAGCAAUGUAUGAGUGUACCUUUUUCCCCACAUCCUCACCAACACUUAUUGUUGUUUGUAUUCAUAAUAGCUGCCAUUCUGACUGGCGUGAGAUGAAAUCUUAGAGUAGUUUUAAUUUGCAUUUCUCUAAUUACUAGAGAUUUUGAAAAUUUUUCAUACGUUUGUUGAUUGAUUAUAUAUCUUCUUCUGAGAAGUGUCUGUUCAGCUCCUUAGCCCAUUUAUUGAUUGGAUUGUUUGUUUUUUGGUGUUUAGGUUUUUGAGUUCUUUAUAUAUCCUGGAGAUUAGUGCUCUAACUACAAAGCUAUAGUAACAAAAACGGCAUGGUAUUGGCACCAAAAUAGACAUGUAAACCAAUCGUACAGAAUAUAAGACACAGAGACAAACCCACAUAAAUACAGUUAUCUCAUACUAGACAAAGGUGCUAAAAACAUACAUAGGAGAAAGAUAGCCUCUUAAACAAAUGGUGCUGGGAGAACUGGAAAUCCAUAUGUAGCAAAAUGAAACUAAACCCCUAUCUCUGACCAUACACAAAAUAAACUCAAAGUGGAUCAAGGACCUAGGAAUUACACCAGAGACCCUGUGCCUAAAAGAGGAAAGAGUAGGCCCAAAUCUUCAUCACAUCGGAUUAGGCCCCAACUUUCUUAACAAGACUCCUAAAGUGCAAGAAAUAAAAUCAAGAACUAAUAAAUGGGAUGGAUUUACUAAAAAGCUGCUUCUCAGCAAAAGAAACAAGGAGGUGAAGAGAGAGCCUAUGUUUUGGGAGCAAAUUUUUGCCACAUGCACCAACUCCAGUUUUAAUGCUGUGGGGGAUCUGCAGGAAAGGCUGACACUUUGACCUUGGAGCUGUGUAGGCCCAGGUUUUGGAGACCCUAAAAAAGAAGAUCGGAUGGGAGCUGAAGGAACUGCAGUUCCAGCUGCUUCCCCACGCCAACAAGUGAGCUCAGAUCAGCAACAAGAUGUUCAUAUUCCACAGUGCGACCUGCACCAACCUUCAAACUAAAAAAUAUGACUACUCCUUUCAGGUGUCAGGCAUAGUGUCUCCUGUGGCCCUUACUACCCAGAACUAUACAAGGAAGGGAAAUAUAAGUCCAGUUCAUCUGAAUUGACAUAAUACAAAGCCACCAGAACUCUAGUCAAUUGAUUUUUGUAUUUAUGUGUGAAUUGGUUUUUAUUGGUUUGGGAAAUGUCACUAUGGGGUUUGACCUUUCUGUACCAGGAAUGCUCAUUCUAAUCAUCCUGAGACGGUUUUUGGAACUUUUUUUCUUUUUAUUGGCACUGCUCUUGCCACCAGCAGCCUCUUCAGGCCCACUGCUGACCCACUCCUCCUAAGAAGAGAAUUUCCGCCUUUUCUUGGAGAUACUCCUGCUGCCUGCCUCUUUUGGAUCACUACCUGUUUCCUCCUUGGACGAAGAUUUCUUCCUUUUGGGAAGACUUGUGCUGCCAGCUGCCUCUGCAAGAAAAUUGCUAUUUUUCAUCCUUUAGUAAAGAUUAAACCCAGGGGUGCUUAAUCACUGAGCUAAAUCCCCAGCUCUUAUUAUUUUUGGUAUUGAGACAGGAUCUCACCAAGUUGCUGAGGCUGACUUUGAACUUGGGAUCCUCCUACCUUAGUCUACUGGGCCUCUGGGAUUAUAGAGAUUCAGAACAUCUAUUCUUCAACCCCGUCGUCCCCUAAAAUCAUACACAGGUGUUAUAAAUUCUAAGGGUACUAGAAAUGAAAACAAGAAUAUACUGUUUGUUCCUAAUGGCUUUUAGUAUAUAUUAACAUAUUGUUUAUGAUGGCAUCUGAGACUGAGAAGACUCAUGCUUUAUUGCAGUCUUGUAGCACUGAGUCUCUUAUUUCUAGCCUUGGUCUGGGGAUAUUUUGCUUAGUAGCUGACAAACUUCUUCAAUUUUCCAUAAUCCAACAAAAUGACUGGCUUCGUGCCCUCUCAGAUAAUGCAGUACAUUGUGUGAUUGGCAUGUGGUCAUGGGCAAUAGUCAUUGGAAUCAAGAAGAAGACUGACUUUGGAGAAAUCAUUUUGGCUGGAUUUUUAGCCUCUGUUAUUGAUGUGGACCACUUUCUUCUAGCUAGAUCUCUGUCUUUAAAGGCAGCUUUGAGUCUUCCACGAAGACCUUUCUUUCACUGCUCUACUGUGAUACCCAUUGUGGUUCUGAUCCUGAAGCUUACUAUGCACCUUUUCAAGCUCAGAGAUUCAUGGUGUUUUCUUCCUUGGAUGUUAUUCAUAUCCUGGACCUCGCACCAUAUUCGAGAUGGAAUUCGUCACGGCUUGUGGAUGUGCCCUUUUGGAAAAACUUCUCCUUUGCCAUUCUGGCUUUAUGUGAUAACCACAUCAUCUUUACCUCAUAUCUGUUCAUUUGCUAUGUAUUUAACAGGGACCCGACAAGUGAUGUCUUCAAAACAUGGAAUUCAUAUUGAUGUCUGAUGUAACUACAUGGCUCAUAGAGAAGCAAAUGGUUCAGAUGAUGAUAAAGAAGGGUAGCCAACAUUAAAGUGAAUUUUUAAAACACAGAUACUUAUAUUGUUUAAUUUUUAUAAUUUUUGAGUACUUCUUGCUCAGAAAGUUAUCUAUAAUUUUCUUAAAAAUUUUAUUUAUAGUGGUUGGGUAUGGUGGCACACACCUAUAAUCCCAGCGACUUACAGGCUAAGGCAGGAGUAUCACAAGUUCCUCAAUUUGGCAAGACCCUUUCUCAAAAAAAUAAAAGAGUUGAAAUAUAUAGCUCAGUGGUAGUACAAUCCCUAAUACCAUAAAAAAAUUUGUUCUAUAUCUCAUAUAUGUCACUCUAGUGCAAUAUUAGACUCUUACUUAUGCCAUGAUAUGUUUUUAUUGCUGCUUGUGUUUCUGUGGCUUUAUUAGUAGUUUUGUUAGAUUGACAUCCAGUUAGUUGUCUGGGAUUAUACUUGUAAAUUAGUCCAUUUCCUGAUGAAAAGCUUAAAUUUUAGGAUGACAAUUUUAUGGAAAGUUAACCAUAUUUGGGUCUACUUUUUCUUGAAAUGUUGAAACAAUGAAGUGACCAAAAUAAAUGAGAUUAUGAAUAAGGUGCAUUGUGAGGGCUAACAUGUAUUUGUUUCACAUAUAUCAAUUCUGACAGAAACUUAACUUUUAAAGUACUUUAUGAGUUAUGAUUACUGGCAAAAUCUGAUUCAGAGCCCUCGUAAGACAUAACAUUCAUAAAAGACAGUGGCUCACAUUAGACCUAGGUUAUGAUUUCAGAAAUCAAUUUAAGAUAUAGUUAUAACAUGUUAACUGUAGUUACAUUUACUAAAUUUAGUAUCUUCACUCAAGAAUCUCAUGUUAGUGUUUUAAAAAACAUAACCAAAUUUAAAAAGACGUUUGUUAACAAAUAGCAUUAACAAAAUUCUGGUACAUAUCAUUUUAAAGGUAAACUCCUGAUUGUGCCAUUAAAAUAGUUUUAGUUGCUAUCACUUUGUCUAUACCCUGUUCUAAAAUAUUGUACUAAUUAAAUCAUCUUUUUAAAAUCUUCCUGAUAUUUCAGGGAUAUAACUAUUUUUUCUAAAUAAAGUAGUUUUAGGAAAUUUGCUUUUUCCCUUGUUCUUUCAGAUGGAUCUUCUACUAAAUGAUUACUAUGUAUUACAGGAGGAAAAUUUAGUUGCUAUAGACUAUAUUUCCAUAGUUUCAUGUUACUUUGAUAUUAAAGUCAGUAUCCCAGAGGAAACCUUUUCUUUGUGACCUAUGUGCCAUCUCUUAUCUUCAGAUUUUCUUACAGAUUUGUGAAUUAUAAUGCUAGCGAUGUGUGCCUUAUUCUCCAAGAAAGCAAUGCCUUAUCCAAAGCAGAGUUUUAUUAUCUGUUAAGUUAAAGAGAACUCUCUAAAUUGUUAGAGAGGUUCAAGAUCCUCAGAGAAGUAACCAUUUUUCUUACUGUUAAAUUUGUUGCAAUAUGUUAUGUUUUACAGUCUAUUAGAUCUUAUCAUCUGUUAUUUAUUAUUUUUUAAGAGUAAUGAUUAUGUAUAUUUGUGUGGUAUAGUAGUGUACAUUAUAUAAUGGGGAAAAUUUGUUUAGAGAUUUUUAAAAAGCAUUUGAUUUAAGAAAUUCAUGGAAAUAAAGUCUUAUCUGUGUAACAUUUUCUAAAUUACAAAACCCUUCCUACUUUUUUCUUUAUAUUAAACAAAAAAAAUUAAAGGGCCUUAUUUAAGAAUUUCAUGUUGGCAUUUGGGGUAUUGUACAACUUUUUGUUAAUUAGAAUGGGAAUUCACUUUGACCAUCACUCUUUGCUUAAAUAGUAACUGGAAACUUCACGUGUGGGUCUAUCUCAGUUUUUACCCCUACUGUCAGAAACAUUCCUCUUCCUUUAAAUGGUCCCUGAAGCUAUGAUUGGAACCUCCAGGAAACCAGCAAUCAUCUCCACAUGUCACCACUUUGCUCUUGCUCCUAAUGAAAGAAUUUGUGUCAAUGCAACAUCACAUGUUGGAUUGUACUUCGUUUGCCUGCUUAUUUUCCCAUCCUCCACACAUUGUCUGUUCACUUACUGUCUGUCUCUCUGGGCUGUUUGACUGAUCUGACUUCCCAGACUGCUAUUUUCUUGAGCUAUGUUAUUCCUUCCGGCUUUGGAGAAACUGCUUCCACUGAAAAUUUUCUGCUCAUCCCCAAGUGUUGCCAACUGGUAACAGCUUAGAGUCUUCACAGAGGCCUGGGGAAGGAGCUCUGACCAAGAAGAUAACUAAGGUGAGCCUUAGAGAAAAGAGAGCAGACAGGACAAACUCGCCAUGGACCUGCACUGAUGAGAUGAACUGGGUUCAAAGGAGCUGGCUGCAACAUUAAACUAAGAAAACAGCAAAGAAAUUACGCAACACACGGACAUGAGUGUCUCAGAUCGAGUGUGGGACUGCUCUGCCAUCUUAAGGGUCAGCUUCCAGGCUGGAAGGUGCUGGAAAAAGAGAGCAUGCACACAGAAUCUCUUUAUUUUUAUAGGGGGAUGGGGACACACAAAGGAGUUUUGAGAGAAUAUUCCUCGCCAAACAAGGCAGGGGAUAAGGUUUUAAAAGGGGGUUGUCCAAUCCCAUUGGGUAAUGCCCAAGUCCAGGGCUAGAGCAAAAUUCUUUGCCCAGCAAAGGAGGUCAGUUGCUUUGCACAGUGCAUGGUGUUCAAUGCCAGACCAAACACCCUUCUUACUCAAUGCUGAGAGAGGAUGCUCAGCUCAUGGGCAGGGCGGUCUCCCACACUAAAGGUUUAUAUUUUCAACUUACCUAAAGCCCAAGGUAUUCUCAGUCAGGCCUAUAGAUAUAGAUGGGAGAACACACUUUUUAUACUAGGAGUUUCCGUUGUUGGACUUUGUUUCCCUGAGCUACUGAAGGAUGAUUGAGGUCAUUUAGUCUUGUGUUCUGCCUUCAAAUUGGACAAGCCCUGUGAUUAGCAACCAUACUUUUACAACUUUCAAGAGAAUUUCUAGUAAUUUUGCUUUUUAUAUCCGGUUGCAAAGAAAAUAGAACAGUUUUUUUUCCUUUCACAUUGUCAGUAUGCAUAAAGUCUGCAUAUACAAAGUCCAAUUUAUGAUAUAAUAGCUAUAAGGCUCACAGGCACCUUGCACAACUUUGUGGCAACCAAGAAAACAUCAGGAUGGCAGAAUAGGUGGUGCCCAAACCUCUGAGUAUGAAAUUCUGUAAAAACUUUUAGAUACCAUUGCCAUAUUUUAAAUACUGUAAGCAUAAAUAAUGAUGUAUCUUAUGCUGUAUAUUAAAUUCUCCUUUAAAAGCAAACUAUUUCAUAUGAUUGCACCAGCUAAGUAGUAAAAUGCGAAUAUCUAAAUGUCUAGAAAAUUAGAAAUUAGAAACCAGCAACAUCUUUUGAUUUGUGGAGGGGAGAAGCAGCUCUUUCUCCUCAAUGGUUGGUUCAGGGGCCAUGCUAAGAAGUUCAAUUGCAGGGAGCAAACACAGUUGAGAACUGUGCUGGUUUCUUCCCUGCUGUGUCCAGCUGAAUUUGACUAGAAAUGUACAGAACCAAAAAUAGUUGUGCUUAUGUAUCAUUUGGCAGGCAGUGUCCAAUGCUUUGUAUAUUUUGUGCCUCUUCUAGAUGUCAUUACACAUUAACAAAGAACAGGAUCUUUACCAAUGUGCCAGUGCAUCCAGCCAAAUAAUGUCAUGUUAUUUGAUCCCUGUUGUACUGACUGCAAAAUAUACAUACAGCCAGUCAGUAAUAGCAUAUGUAAUAAAUGUGCAGACAUAUUUCCAUUUGUUUUCCUGUGGGUCCUUCUCUGUGCCCAAAUCAUAAUCUUAAUAAUGAGAAAAUAUUGAACUGUUAUUGAUUCUAAAGAUAGAACCCUUAAGGAAUUCACUAAUUACUAAUUUCCUCUGUGUGAUGCAUUUUCUCUUUUAUGUGUUGAAAGACAUACUGAAUUUAAUUCUAAUGCAAUCUGCAAUGUGAGAGGUUGAUUUUUAUGCAGUUUUAUAAUGAACUUAGAGAUACUUUGUGACAGGGUUAUUUUUAACUCUUCAUUUACACCAAGAAAAGUUUAUUUCUGAUUAUUGCAAAUGAUUUCAAGUAUUGUAAUGGUUAUAUGUUUUCAAAAUAAUCUAUUUAAAUUGGAAAUCUUAAGACAUUCAAUCUAACUAAAAUGCAAAAUAAAACAAUGAGGCUUGUUUGUUUA